This is a messenger RNA of Symbiodinium sp. CCMP2456, 2599 nucleotides long. The record is from the annotation of a GenBank genome assembly. Lineage: Eukaryota; Dinophyceae; Suessiales; Symbiodiniaceae.
GACGCGGGUGUGCCAGUCCCGCCGCCUUCAAAGGCAGGCCGAGCUAAAGGAGGCACAAGAGCAGUGUCCGGAUCCUUGGGAACAAACCUGGGUUCCGGAACCCGAGAUGAAAGUGACCGGCGUGAAACAGGUUGAGGUGCCUGCGGAAAUUCGGGAGUGGCACUACGGUGUCCAACGCGACAUCGACGCAAAGCAAGCAGGCUAUGCUGCUGGCCAUUCCCGCCCAGCACCAGCUGUGACCGCGUCAUCUUCCUCCCUGACACCUCCCAUGGUGACUGCAUCUUUCGAUGAGGUAAUGGAUGCUAUUCCGUAUCGGACUGAGGCUAGCCACACUUUCUCAGCAGCCAAGGCCACUCGCAAGUCCGAACCAUCUACGGAGGCAGCAAGCUCCUCUACAGCCCCGCCUAGCGGUGGCCGAGAGCUGCAGAUCAACCCAAGGGACUUGACUGGGCACAAGGUCUCGGAUGACAACGACCUCAACUUCAUGCUCGGCAUUGACGAUGACCAUUACUGCAGGCUCAGCGGCAACAAUCCCGAGGGCGAUGACAUGAAGGUCAUCAAAAGGGACGACAUUCCCUUGGCACACUUGCAAAAACUCCCUCGUUGGGUAGACCGAGUUUCCAAGUGGAUGAUCGGCGCCGUGCGCGGAUCCAACAUCGACUCCCGCAGUCGCAUUGGCAAAUGGAUUCGCGUGGAGGAGCUGCUGCAGCAACUGAAGAAGCGCCAUCAAGUCGAAAUUGGGCACCGCAUGAUUCAGUCUCUGGUUGCCCACGACAACAAAGGCCGCUUUAUUCUUUCUGGACACGUUGGCGAUCCUCGCAAAGAUUACAUCGAUUGUGGGGUCUGGCCUUUGUGGAUCAGUGCAAGCCACGGACACAGCGCACGGAUCAAGGACCAGGUCGACGACUCAAGCAUCGCAACCGUGUGGCUUGACCCGAGGAAGCGAACAGUCGACAGGGUUCCAGCUGCCUACAAAGGCAAGCCGUUCCUGUGCCGUGGUGACGAAGGCUUCCCAACGCGUCUGUACCACCGUAUGACGCAUGACGCAGCUUUCCAGAUUCUUGAAGAUGGCCUCACUCCUGGAUUUCGCGGCUCUGGCAAGUAUCAUCGCUAUUUCGCAAAAGCCACGCUGUCCGAACUCGGGAAUAGGGCGGGGCUGCGUGCCAACUUGCACGUCGAACUUGUUUUCGAUACGGUGGAAGUCUUGAAGCACGCCUAUCUCUUCGAGACGGAGUCGGAGGGUAUUUUGUGUCGCGAAAGGGUCCCCACUGAGUGCAUCUUGUACGUGAGGGACUCGGACACCAACACGACCCUCUGGACCAGGCCCUCACCAGGCGACGAGGACAUUGAGGUGAUCGUUGCGAUUGCGGGGGUCACAACCAUUGAGGAUGACGAUGAGCCCGCUGAUCUCUACUCCUUCCCCGAGCCUGCUGAGCCCGAAGAGGAAGCAGCCAUCCUCACCGAGGCCAUUCAAGAACCUGAAGAGGAAGCUACAACUAUGGUUGAGGAAGUUCCAGCCCCACCUAGUGGAGGCCAUGAACAUGAGGAACCUCCACAGCCAUCGGAGGAAGCCCCCGCAUCAGCCACUGCUGACACAGACACUGUCAUGGUUACGAUCGACGACGAGUCGGAGGAAGCGGCGCCAACAGCGGCACCGGCAGCACCAGCGGCAGAGCGCACUACAAAGCCUGCCAACAAGAUGCCGACGGAGCCUCCGCAUCGCAUUCUACCGCCUCCAGCCCCCUCAGCGGGUGGCCGUCGACGUGCCUGUCCCCACUGUGGCACAUCACACCUGGUGGGGCAAAUGGUCUGUCUGCGGUGCAAUCAGCUGGCCAAAGCCACAGCGCAAAGUCAGCGCAAGCGCAUCAAAACCGACAGAUGGUUCCAGGAACAGCCUGCUGCGGUCGCCACAGGCAAGGCCCGCUCUCGCUUGUCAGUGGAAGAGGUCCUCGCCAACAUCCGCAGAGAAGUGGGAGGACGAGGCGCGCAGAGCUUAGAUUCAGUCGCCAUCGAGAAAGCCAAGCAAAUGCUCAAGCUCGCCAACAAGCAGGGCUACAGUAGCAUUGUGGAGCGCUUUGAUAGCGAGGCUGAAUACACCCUGGCAUCCUUCAACAACGGCUAUGAUUGCGACUUCUUGCGGACCCAGGAUGUUCUUGUCCACGGGAUCUUGCCCAACCUCGGCCGCAACCAGGCCCAGCGCACCCUCGGAACAGGUGUCCACGGCUCGGGUAGCUGGGACCGCCCCGACAGCCCGGAGAGUGGCGCCAGGUUGCUCUACCUGCACGAGUGCAAUCCAGCCGCUCUUAGAGCAGGCAUCGUGGAUAGACUUCAGUGCUUCACCGAAACGCUCUAUCUCGAUCCCAGCUUGGACUACACCGCUGCAGAGUGGGACCUCUGGUUGAGACAGCGAUUGAACACCCAGCUCCAACCAGCUAUUCGUGCCCACGAAGAGCGACUUGCCGAUGCCGAGCGGUCCCGUGCAGCCCAACGUGCAGCCGAUGAACGUCGCGCGACAAAGGGUGACAGCAAGGGUGGGAAGAAAAGCCAAUCCAAAGGCUCUCAUCCCUACUCCCGUGGCGGCUAUGGCUACUACCGCUGA